UUCAAUGUAUAAAAUGGAAUAUUCUUAUCUCAAUUCCUCCGCCUACGAGUCCUGUAUGGCCGGCAUGGACACGUCCAGCCUGGCUUCGGCGUACGCGGACUUCAGCUCCUGCAGCCAGGCCAGCGGCUUCCAGUACAACCCCAUCCGGACCACUUUCGGGGCCACGUCGGGCUGCCCGUCCCUCACGCCCGGCUCCUGCAGCCUGGGCUCGUUGCGAGACCACCAGAGCAGCCCCUACGCGGCAGUGCCCUACAAGCUCUUCACCGACCACGGGGGGUUGAACGAGAAAAGGAAGCAGAGGCGCAUCCGGACCACCUUCACCAGCGCCCAGCUCAAGGAACUGGAGCGGGUCUUCGCCGAAACCCAUUACCCGGACAUCUACACCCGAGAGGAGCUGGCCCUCAAGAUCGACCUCACGGAAGCCCGAGUGCAGGUGUGGUUCCAAAACCGGCGGGCGAAAUUUCGCAAGCAGGAGCGGGCGGCGGCUGCAGCGGCGGCGGCCGCCAAGAACGGCUCGUCGGGCAAGAAGUCGGACGCGUCGCGGGACGACGAGAGCAAGGAGGCCAAGAGCACCGACCCGGACAGCACCGGCGGCCCGGGCCCCAACCCCAACCCGGCGCCCAGCUGCGGCGGAGGGCCCAGCCCUGCUGGAGCCCAAGGCGGGGCCGGCGGUGGAGGCGGGCCCGGGCCGGAGGCGGGCAAAGGGGCGGCGGGGCCCGGCGGCUUGGCGGCGGCGGGGCCCGGGCCAGGCUGGGCUCCCGGGCCGGGGCCCAUCACCUCCAUCCCGGAUUCCUUAGGCGGCCCCUUCGCCAGCGUACUCUCUUCCCUGCAGAGACCCAACGGCACCAAAGGCACCUUGGUCAAGGGCGGCAUGUUUUGAACCGGGGGCCGGGG
Molecule: messenger RNA, 894 nt
Organism: Heteronotia binoei (common prickly gecko)
Lineage: Eukaryota; Metazoa; Chordata; Lepidosauria; Squamata; Gekkonidae
Gene: PHOX2B
Product: paired like homeobox 2B
Exons: 3
Coding region: 5-880 (291 amino acids)
Biological process (GO): regulation of transcription by RNA polymerase II
Molecular function (GO): DNA-binding transcription factor activity, RNA polymerase II-specific; RNA polymerase II transcription regulatory region sequence-specific DNA binding
Source: RefSeq, a predicted model, not a curated record